Penicillium bovifimosum is the source of this 1134-nucleotide messenger RNA. RefSeq lists its product as uncharacterized. The transcript has 2 exons. Lineage: Eukaryota; Fungi; Ascomycota; Eurotiomycetes; Eurotiales; Aspergillaceae. The coding region runs from base 1 to 1134 and encodes 377 amino acids. The record is from RefSeq and is a predicted model, not a curated record.
AUGCGAUUUCUACUCUUCUCGCUGAGCGCAUUCGUGUUCUACGCCAUUUUCUACUUCUCCCUCAUCAAUGGUCUCGAUGCGCUGGGUCGCAAGUCCAUUGAAUCGGGCAAGCUCCCCAAUGUGGAUGCGCCUCUGCGCCUGGUUUACACAGGCAUCGAGCCGCUCGAUCACCUACUGGCUACCUUGACUACAUUCUUCUACCCGACACUCGAUGGCUCAAACCCUGGCUUGUUCCUCCAUAGCACCGCAUUUGCUGGUACUUUUGGCGCGGCAUGGACUUUGAUCGCUUUGGAAUCUUGGAGGAAGGGAAAUGCCGGGACGAUUGCUGCAUAUCCCAUGGUCUUUGGCCUCGCCGCCCAAGUGCUCACCUUCGCAUUCGGCAUCCCACUGGCCUGCGCUCUGCAACUCGGCUGCUCAAUCACCGCGCGCCGUCCCCACGCAGAUAACAUCCGCAUCCCGCGCGCAGUCCUCGCUAUCCUACCUCUGACCUUUAUCAUCGGAUUCAUGGGACCGACAACAGCGAUGUCGUUGCCCGCUCCCUCUGUGAUCUCUGUGGACAUGAAGCAAAUCGCAAUUGCCAUCUGGCAGCCAUGGCCAGCGUAUGUGUCGAUCCUGACCACUGUGGGCUACUAUAUUGUGUCUCCGUUCUUCACAAACAACCAACGGGCAUCCAUGUCCAGCCUGCGCUGGGUCUACGCUUCCGCCUUUAUGCAUGCGUCUCUGACGCACAUUGUCGCUUGGACUGUCUCUCUGGCGACUGUUGUUGUGCCGGGUCUCUUUGUUGAUUCCGUACGGGAAUCUCUCCACCCGGCUAACAUUUUCAUCGUUGCGCUCCCUUGGUCGGGACUGACGGUCAGCAGUGUCGGCGAUGGUGUUCAGGUAUUCCUGCAGUGGGAUUAUGCCAUUGGCACUACUGGUGUGCUCAUCUGGGCUCUCUCGCUGUACACUGUGGCCCACAAGCAGCUUCUGAAUACUGUUGGUUGGCCUAGUCUUCUGCUGAAGGUCGCUUUCUUGACUGCUCUCGCUGGACCUGUUGGCGCUGCGGUGGAGUUGAUCUGGGAGAGAGAUGAGCUGGUGUUUGCCGAGACUGGUGGAAGUCGGCAGCAGGUUUCUAAGAGCAAGAAGGCUAUCUAA